AGGGCUUUUAAGGAUGUCUACCCUGCUGAAGUAAAACUUGAGGUAUUGCCAGUGUGGUGCUGUGUGAAAUCAAACAAACUGAGUGGCAUUGUGGGACGUCCAGGAACUAUGCAGUGUCCAUACCCACCACAACACAGGCAUAACAGGAAGUUCCUCUGUAAGGGAGACCACCGCAACAACUGUACAGACAUGGUGACGAGUCAGAGCAGGUUCACGCUGCAAGAUGACGUUUCUUCCAGCUCUUUCACGGUGCUGAUCACGGAGCUGAGAGCAAGGGAUGCUGGGACAUACUGGUGUGGUUCAGACCCACAGUGGAGUCCUGCUGACUACACACAGAUUGAGCUGUCACUAGUCAUUCCACCACUGACCAGCACUGUGACCCCUGACAUCACUGUAGAACCUGUUGGAUCACAAUCAACACUUAUCCCUGACAAACACAUCAAAGAUGUUUCACCUGUUCUCGUAGUGGUUUUUGUUGUACUUGCUGUACUCCUGAUAUUGGCAUUUACCCUGGUCGUAAUUUAUAAAUGCCACCGGAAAGGACAAGAAGUCAGCUUGAGCAGAAAUAUAACAAAGACUGCUGAAGCAGAAGAGACGACGUAUGAAGUUCAAGGAGAUGUAGCGUGCUCAACCAUGGGCUCCUCCAAGCAACAGAGCAUGUUGUACCAUAACAAGGCAGGUGAAGACCAACAAGAGUCUGUGUAUCAAAACAUCACCAGGGAAGAGGAUAUCUACUGUAAUCUGUAACAACAGCUCAACAGUGUCUGUAUUGUCUCAGAGAGCAGCUGACCAACACACAUUCAUGUCUAAUUGUGUUCAUACCUUUCUAUUGUCUCGACCAGGUUGGCCUUUGUGAUUAAUCUAUACCAUGAGAGAUAUUUGGUGCUGUAACUCAUAUUCAUGGCUUUAUUCUGAUUUUGCUCAGGCUCUUUUACUUUCACAUUUAUCAUGAUUUCUAAGUGUUAAUAGGGCCUUGUGGUCCUGUUCAGUGCUGUUUCUGUACCAGACUGUGAUGAUCCCUGUCAGCACAACACUGUCCCUUCAUACAGUCAUUCUGCUGAUGUUUUGGGGUCAACAGGAGUGUAAGCUCAGGACCCACGGUGCUUUGGUAAACUAAAAGGAUGAGAAAUUAAACACUGAAGUAUAUAAUUUAGAAAAAGGGUAGGCAACCUGCAGCUCUGCAGCGCCAUGCAGCUCUUUAGACCCUCUCCAGUAGCUCCCUGUGGCUUCGAAUUAAAUUAUCUGGAAAUGAAUAAUGGUUAUUUUUUAACAUCAGGAUUUUCAUUUGUCAUUGUAGUUGGCCUAAAGUGAUUACUGCAUUCUACAUUUGUAAAAAUGUGUAACCUAUA
Messenger RNA from Epinephelus lanceolatus (giant grouper), 1349 nucleotides. The record is from RefSeq and is a predicted model, not a curated record. Lineage: Eukaryota; Metazoa; Chordata; Actinopteri; Perciformes; Serranidae.